UCUGCGGAGCCAUAAGGUGAACUGCAGGAAGAUCCCAGCCCUGUACACAUGGGGCAGAGCCAGCCAAGAGGCAGGGAGAGGCCAGAGCUGUCGUUCCGGGCAACCCACUCGAGGAUGGCUCCCAGUCUUCCGGAAGGUGCUCGGCUUGGGGAAAGCAAACCCUCGCCCUGCUCCUUUUCCAUUGAGAGCAUUUUAGGACUGGACCAGAAGAAAGACUGUGUUCCCUCAAUGAAACCCCACAGGCCCUGGGCCGACACCUGCGGCUCCUCAGGGAAAGAUGUUAACCUACGUGUGCAUAUCCCAAGCCUUCCCAAUGGGAUAUCCUUCCCUUGUACUGUGGAUCACCCAGUGCCAGAAGAAAGAUUUUUGAAAUACGAAAAUUACUUUUCAGCCUCAGAAAGACUUUCGUUGAAAAGAGAACUGAGUUGGUAUCGAGGCCGGAGACCCAGAACUGCUUUUACUCAAAACCAGAUUGAAGUGUUAGAAAAUGUCUUUAGAGUUAACUGCUAUCCUGGCAUUGACAUCAGAGAAGACUUAGCUCGAAAAUUGAAUCUAGAGGAAGACAGAAUCCAGAUCUGGUUCCAAAAUCGGCGUGCAAAGCUAAAAAGGUCCCAUAGAGAAUCACAGUUUCUAAUGGCGAAAAAAAAUUUCAACACGAAUCUCCUGGAAUAGAUAGAAAACUAAACAUGUGAGAUUCUCUUACAAUUGCAGACCAUGAAGAAUCAAUGGAAAUAUCAAGUGAUAAAAAUGUGAUGUUUUCUUUUCUGCAUUUAAUCUGAGUGUUGUCAUUUUUUCCCUAAAAUAUAUUGUAAAUAUUUACUGUUAUAACAUGGUACCUAUUAUACUUGGGCACUUUUAGUUACAAUAAAGCCCUUUCCUAUAUAUUUUAAUAAAAUUUUCAGAAAAA
Molecule: messenger RNA, 907 nt
Organism: Mustela lutreola (European mink)
Lineage: Eukaryota; Metazoa; Chordata; Mammalia; Carnivora; Mustelidae
Gene: HESX1
Product: HESX homeobox 1
Exons: 4
Coding region: 49-672 (207 amino acids)
Biological process (GO): forebrain development; regulation of transcription by RNA polymerase II; pituitary gland development
Cellular component (GO): nucleus
Molecular function (GO): DNA-binding transcription repressor activity, RNA polymerase II-specific; RNA polymerase II cis-regulatory region sequence-specific DNA binding
Source: RefSeq, a predicted model, not a curated record